Cicer arietinum (chickpea) is the source of this 2940-nucleotide messenger RNA. Its product is annotated as protein kinase STUNTED. NCBI's taxonomy places the organism in Eukaryota, Viridiplantae, Streptophyta, Magnoliopsida, Fabales, Fabaceae. The record is from RefSeq and is a predicted model, not a curated record. Gene Ontology annotation, molecular function: protein kinase activity; ATP binding. Gene Ontology annotation, biological process: protein phosphorylation.
CAUGGAAACAAGUAAUAGCAUAGUAUUUCUCCAAGACAGUUCGCCAUUACGGUCCUUCCUUCCUCUAACAUGAUUCGUUCUCUUUCGCAAUUCCCAAGAUAAAGCACAAACACAACGAGAGAGAAAAACAAAAGCAAAACGAAUUGAUUCUCCCAAUGAAGUUAGUCGGCGACGGUGCCGGUGGCCGUAAAGUGUUAGUCGGAGUGAAGUUAGAUCCUCGUAGUCGGGAAUUGUUGACGUGGGCACUCGUUAAGGUUGCUGAGCCCGGCGACCUUGUUAUCGCGCUUCACGUUCUCGAUACUGUCACUGAGGGAACAUCGUCGUUGUUAUCUCUGGUCAAAACUUUCGAUUCAGUUCUCGCAGUAUACGAAGGUUUCUGCAAUUUAAAGCAGGUUGACCUUAGGUUGAAAGUGUGUAGAGGUGGUUCGGUUAGGAAGCUUCUAGUACAAGAGGCGAAAGCUUUUGGCGUUUCAACGGUGAUUUUGGGAACUUCGAAAACUCAUCACACAAUCCGUUCGUCGGUGCGGGUUGCAAAGUAUUGCGCAAAGAAAUUGCAUAAGUGUGUUUCAGUUUUCGCUGUUGAUAAUGGCAAAAUUGCAUUCCAUAGAGAAGCUAGUCAUCAAGAAAACUUACAGGAAGACCCGAAUUUAUUGUCAACAUCAUUGGUGGUUCGUACAAAUAAAAGUGUGAAGAAUUGUGGGAGUUGUUCUCUGCAUGAGAUUUCUGAAACUGGAUUUAACGAGGAGGGGUUUCCUGAUGAUUAUGAAUCAGAAAACUCGCUUGCUUUGGUUCCCUUUCAAAAGCUUGAUGAUGAUUCUUGUAGGUCAACCAUGGUGGGUAAUUCAAAACACAUAAAACCUGGUUGGUCACUUAUUCGCCAUGUAUUUCAGUCCAAAAAGCAUUCCACCAAGUCUUUGCCGAAAAACACAUUUGUUUUUCAACGAGCAUUACGACAAUGCAGCAGUCAAUCUUCAGCUGUAGUCUACCCAGAUCAUAAACAAAUCAAUUUUGACCAAACUUAUAAUUCAACCCUAGAUGGGGAGAGUGCUGCCAUCGUGCCAUUUGGAUCUGCUAUUAUCUUACCUCCUCCCACCCUUUGCAGUGAUGUUGGUAGCCUUGCCGAAGAUUUGUUAGUCUUACGAGAGAAGUACUCACCUUCUUGUAGAUUGUAUAAUUUGCAGGAACUUGUAGCUGCAACUGUGAACUUCUCAUCCGAAAAUUUGGUUGGCAAAGGUGGUAGUAGUGUUGUUUACAGAGGAUGCCUUCCCGAAGGAAAGGAAUUGGCUGUGAAAAUUUUGAAGCCGUCAGAGAAUGUCCUAAAAGAGUUUGCUCAGGAAAUUGAGAUUGUUACAACUUUGCAUCACAAGAGCAUAAUAUCUCUAUCUGGUUUUUGUUUAGAGGGAAACCAUAUAUUACUGGUUUAUGAUUUUUUAUCAAGGGGAAGCCUAGAAGAAAACCUUCACGGUAAUAAAAAGGACUAUAAUGCAUUUGGUUGGCAAGAGAGGUACCAGGUCGCCGUGGGUGUAGCUGAGGCCUUGGAUUAUCUGCAUAAUGGCUGCGCACGAGCUGUAAUCCAUAGGGAUGUCAAAUCUUCUAAUAUCCUUCUUUCAGAUGAUUUUGAGGCUCAGCUCUCAGAUUUCGGACUGGCUUGUUGGGGUUCUUCUUCUUCCCAUAUUAUUUGUACUGAUGUGGCCGGAACUUUUGGGUACCUAGCUCCUGAGUAUUUUAUGCACGGUAGAGUAACUGACAAAAUUGAUGUAUAUGCUUUUGGUGUUGUACUCCUUGAGCUGCUAUCCAAUAGGAAGCCCAUUAACAAUGAAUGUCCAAAGGGCCAAGAGAGCCUUGUUAUGUGGGCAACAUCAAUCUUGAAAAGUGGGAAAAUUUUCCAGUUGCUUGACCCAAGCCUUGGCAGUGAAUACAACCAUUGCCAGAUCAAGAGAAUGGUUCUGGCUGCUACUCUCUGUAUUAGACGAGUUCCGAGAUCGCGGCCUCAAAUCAGUCUUAUACUUAAACUUCUUCAAGGUGACGAAGAAGUAACAAGAUGGGCAGAACAAGAAGUUAGUGCACCAGAGACACUUGAUGGAUUUGAUGAGGAACCAGUUCCAACAAAUAUUCAGUCCCACCUUAACCUUGCAUUGCUGGACUUGGAGGACGAUACAGUUUCACUCGGUGGCAGUGAGCAGGGUGUCUUGUUGGAGGACUAUUUGCAAGGAAGAUGGAGUCGCUCUUCUAGUUUUGACUAACCAAUUCAUCACGGUAUCAUCUGAGAAUCAAAUGCUGGUUAUGUUAAUAUGAUGUUUUCUUAGGUUAGAUUUACAGAAUUCUGCGGUAGCGUGGAUUGGGUCUUGGAAGAGAGGUCCAAAAAGUGUCCCCCUCCUUGACUUUGUAGCUAUAUAUCGGUUCAUGUUCUGAAGCAAAUUCUAGCAGAGGCUAAAGUGUAGAUGUGGAUAGAAAAAUGAAGAGUAUAUAUAUUCUGCAAGGAAAGAACGACCUCUUGCUUCUUAGUUCAAUGGUGUUGCAUCCAAAAUCCACUUGGACCAUUAUUGCGUCAUGGUUGAAACAUGACCUAAAUCAUGGCUUAUUGCGUCAUGGUUGAAACAUGACCUAAAUCAUGGCUCACUCUUUGUCCUUUCUAACUGUAACCAUUUUCCUUCUUGUGGCGUGAUUGAAACUAAAACCGUAAAGGUUGAGUAAGGGUAAGGUAACUUUCAUUUGAUUUAGAUGCUAUAAGUGCGAAUUUGUAAAUAGUAAUUGCUUAGAGAUGCGUUUUGGCGAAUUUGUAAAACAUUCUUGGAUUUGCCAAUCCUCGAAGUUUGGGUGUAGAUGUCUAGACUCUAGAUGACUUAAACCACGGGACAUGUUGUAAUUUUGGACUUUGGAGACAGUGUAUUGUAACUUUGACUUAAUUAAAAACGCAGCUUCAACAUUUUUAUGAUCCUA